GUUGUAACAUCCAGUAGAAUUUAAAUAUCAGAUCAAAUAUCUUCGAUAUUUCGUGUAUGUUUGCACAUUGCACGAAUUCUGUCAUUUUCCGAGUUUCUCACAAUAAUUACACACGUGUGUCAAGGGAUCCUUCACUAAUUUUCUCUUUGAGAAAAUGAUAAUCUGUCUGUCUUCCCCUUUGACGAUUCUCAGUGGAAGCAGAUAGAGCGUGCUAUUAUCUUGCCAGCUUCAGAUUUAUCAGAAGCUCGUUGAUAAUGCACGCGUGCACGCAGGCGUGCGUCGUGGCAUCCAGCUCAUGGUGGCGACUCGCCGCGUGUUUUAUCAGCGUCGACGCGAGCCGUGGCGAGCUGUCGUGUCCCAGAUUUUCAGUCGCACGUAUACACGCGACGACAGUGCGCCAGAGAUCGCGCUGUCGAUCGUUCGCGGAUCCUAGAUCGGUCCAUCCUUAAAACGGUUUCGCGGUUGAACGAGCGCGGAUCGAUCCGACCGGUAGCCACGUCCACGUCCACGGCUGCGUUUCCGGAUAAUCCGAGUACCGAGUUUCUCUCGUCUGCAGUCGCGUUCGUAUCGCGAUCGCAUUCGCGUUUCGCAAGACCGAAAUCUAUGUAUGUACUCCGGAAGGGUCGAUGAUUUCGGUGUCUUCUCCAGUGAUGUUGAUCGUCCAACGAGUGGAAAUUCAAGAGCAGUUUGGUCUGCGUUUGAUCUUCGAACGACUCGUGCUGGACUCCUCUUCCGCAUUUUUGCCGAAGUGUUACAGAAGAAAGAGUAUCGCGAGGAUCGUGGGAACUCGCGUGGAAGGGAAACGGGGCGGAACACGGCGGUGGAAAGAGGAGCAUCGUGAGGCAAGCAAGGAACUUUUGAAAAGGAAUUCAAGGGUGAUCAUGGAAGACGAGGAUUUCGGCUUUAUGAGAAGAGCCGACGGUGUCCUGAAGAAUGUUAAUAACGAUCUGAACGACACGAAAGGUGCAACGAAGACUGAAAAUGAUUGCUCGGAAAGAAAGACGGGAGAAACGGUUGGCGGGCAUAGAUCAGUGAUGACAGCGCCGUUAUUCGGGGCGACCGAGGCCGGAAACACCGUCCCUGAGCGGCCAGCGACCGCCUCUUCAUCCUCUCCGGCUUCCUCAGUCGUUUCCAACCCGCCGUACAUACCGAACGUGGUCGAAUAUCACCUGAAAGUGAAGCCCGGCCAAACACAGAAGAUACAUCAACUUGAUAACAGUACCGAAAGCCAACAGACGAACGAGAUGAAGAAGGACAAAAAUCCUGCGAGUUCCACUGACAAAAAGAAGGACCUAGUGUCGAAGCUGUUUCGCUUAUCCAUCGAUAACAAUGUCUUCGAAGGUUCGACGGAUCUUCCUCAGGUGUUUCAGGUGAAAUAUCUGGGCUCUCAUGCUGCCAGGGGCCUCUGGGGCAUCAAGCACACGAGGAGGCCAGUCGAUAAUAUGGUUGCUGCCGCGAAGGCCUUACCAACAAACACCAUGCUCCCUCUGAUCAAACUGGUCGUCUCUCAGGACGGCGUGGCUCUCAGGAAACAGGACACGAACUUCACCAAGAUGCACGCCAUCGAGACGAUCUCUUACGGUGUUCAGGAUCUCGUCUACACGCGGGUGUUCUCCAUGAUCGUCGUACGCGAGACAGAGAACUUCAGGAGGGUCUCGCCGUUCGAAUGCCACGGUUUCGUUUGCGAGUCGAAGCAUCACGCGAGACAGCUCACUUACGCCCUGGCUGCGGCUUUCGAGAUUUACUCGAGGACCGUGAAGGCCCAGGACAAAAUGGCCGAGAUGGCAGGCAAAAACGCGAAGAAGAGGUUCGCUAUUGAUCUUAGGAGUCCCGAGGAAAUCGAGGCUGAUUUAGCGGUAGAUUCCGAGGCUUAGGUUUCGUUCUUCUCUUCGACGAGAGAGAAGGGUCUAUUCUCUCUGACGAGGGGACAUUUCAGAAGAAAUUCGAGAAGAAAUUCUUCGCUCGUCGCCACGUCACGAUAUGGCAAGAUUGUUGGGAGGAAAUUAAUAGGCGCAGGAUUAUACGUAGGAUGUCUACUUGUUGGACAAUACAGGGUACACGCGAAUUGUCGAAAAUGCUUAAUAUAUGUAGAAGAUUGCAUUUGUGCAGGGUGAUUUUGAAACUUUCGUGUAAUUGGAAAGGCCUCGAUUCUUCGUGUAAAUUUAUAUAUCGAAAAUAUAGGAUAGAAUAUUUUUGUACGACGAAUAUUUUUCGUUCUUUUUUCUUUUUUUUUUUUUAAUUAAUACUUUACGUUUUCGACUUAUCUUUACGCGAAGAAU
Molecule: messenger RNA, 2279 nt
Organism: Heterotrigona itama
Lineage: Eukaryota; Metazoa; Arthropoda; Insecta; Hymenoptera; Apidae
Source: the annotation of a GenBank genome assembly